Molecule: messenger RNA, 10394 nt
Organism: Thrips palmi
Lineage: Eukaryota; Metazoa; Arthropoda; Insecta; Thysanoptera; Thripidae
Gene: htt
Product: huntingtin
Exons: 49
Coding region: 134-9172 (3012 amino acids)
Cellular component (GO): cytoplasm; nucleus
Source: RefSeq, a predicted model, not a curated record
AGAUGAGAUGUUUGUUUACGAACACUUCACCAAGGCAGUGAAUAAAAAUGUUGUGGCGUUUUGUAUCUUUAAUUUUUUGUUACUUUUAAUUUUAUUCAACGACAGUUAUUAGAAUUAAACUGUUGCUUUAAAAAUGGCCACUAUCGAGAAGCUUAUGAAGUCAUGGGAAACUUUAAGACACUUACCGACCCAGUUAACAGAUGAAAUCGCGUCAAGGCGUAAAGAAAAGAUAUCAUUAUGUGUGACUACAGCAGACACUUUCUGCUCAUCUCCUGGGCUCAAAACAGGAGGUGUCAAUGUCAUGCUUUUAAGUUUUGCCAUGGAAUCAUUACUCCACAUGUGCAAUGACUCCGAUUCAGACGUUCGUAUGACAGCAGACGAAAGUCUCAAUCGUAUUAUUAGGCAAGCGGUACUGGACAGCAAUGUCAUGAAAGUCCAGGUAGAAUUACAUAAGGAAAUUAAAAGGAAUGGUAAUGCUCGAAGCUUACGAGCUGCCUUGUGGAGAUUUGCAUAUUUAAGUUAUAUGAUCAGGCCUCUGAAAGGAAAACCUUACGUCAAUAACCUUGUGCCUUGUCUAAUUCAAAUUUCCAAACGUUCUGAAGAACCUGUUCAAGAAACCCUUGCUAAUGCUAUGCCUCAAAUAUUUAAGGCGCUAGGUGUCUUUACCACUGAUAAAGAUGUGAAGGAGCUUUUAAAAGCGUUCCUUCUGAACCUUUCGUCAGACUCUGCUCAGGUACGGAGAACUGCUGCCACUUGUAUUGUGAGCAUAUGUCGUUAUUGUCGAAAACCUAAAGCCUUUCUCCUUGAGACCCUCAACACUCUUGUUGAUUCUGUGAUUCCCAUAAAGGAAAAUCAGGCAGUAGCUGAAAUAUUGGGAGUCUUAGGCUGCUUAAGAGCAGUUUUACCCCAGUUUACAAUGUUUGAUGCAGAGCACACUGGUCAAGAGGAACUGCAAGGAAGUUUUGGUGUCAAGCGAGGUCACAAUAGAUCAACUCAUUGCACAGACUGUAUGGUACAGGUGUAUGAGCUUAGCAUUCAUUUCUCAAGACACGCAGAUCACAAUGUAGUCAAUGCGGCUCUGGAACUGUUGCAUCAACUUCUCCUUUCCCCACCAACUGGUCUCAUUCCUAUACUCCUUUCUCCGCAUGGAAUCUCAAGAUCAAAGAUUCUUCCUUCUUCAGUUGAACUGAGUCCUUUCCAACGUCGAUCCUUGAGUCAAAUGAGUGUUGCUGCUUCAAUACCUCCAUGUGAUGAAAACUCUCUUCUUGAGCUAGAUGCCGACCUUCCAACUGCUAUGUCAGCUGCUGUAUCUGCUCCGUUGCUGGAAAGAUGGAUUCAAGACGGAUCUUCCACACCAGUAGACUCCGUUCAACUUCAGCACACAGCACCAUCUAAGAUUAAUGCGGCUCGUUUGCAGCUUUUAGAUGCUGCUGAUCCAUCUGAGCCAGAUUUGAUGUUGGUGCCAGAACAUGACAAUUUUGGGAGCCCUGCUGCUGAUGUGCUUUCAACAGACUCUUCUCCUGAUGAUGUUAGAGAAAAUUAUAUUCUGGAAAUUACUGAUAAUGAAACAGAGCUGGCCCAUCUGAAUACCCCUCCUCCUUCUGCAAGUGGAGUUUCUCUAGCUAGCUCUCCUGGAGCCAAUCAGGCAGAAGCCAAGUACCAGGUCUGUGACAUAGGUUCAUUGACAGAUGGUUCGAUACCUCUUGUGUAUUGUGCACGACACUUGGCUACCUCUUUCCUCUUAACCGGCCAUCCAGGAUACCGUAUGCCAGAUCGCAAUGUGCGUGUGAGUGUUAAAGCUCUUGCUUUAAAUUGUGUUGCUGCUAUUGUUCGGCUGCAUCCCAAUGUGUUUCAACUUUACUUAGAUAAAGAUCCGAUCUCACCAACUCGCCGUUCCUCAACUAAUUCUGCAUCCUCACAACCACUAUGUGAACUUCUUCUCUUUGCAAAGCAUACAGAUCCCCAACUGCGGGCUAUCUGUUGCACUCUUCUAGCUGGCUUGGUUCGUUCAGUGUUAGUUCAAUCUGGUGGUAACUGGCAAAGUUGGCAGCGCAAAGCUGAUGCAAAGGUUUCUGCUUGUCUUGCAUUGCCCCGUAUUGUGCAGUUCCUUAUUCAGGGUCUUGAGGAUGAAUCUUCGACCACAUGCCGUCAGACUCUAGUGGCACUGACUCAAUGUCUACCGGAACUUCUCAGAAGUAGGGAUUGCCACGAAGUGCAACCAAUUCUGAAUACAUUGUCAAACCUUGCAAAGAAUCCUUACUGGCUUGUCAAGGUGAAACUUUUAGAGUUAGUGUGUGAGCUCCCAUAUGUAGUCAUUCAUUUUGUAGUAGGCUCGUCUACCUUUCAAGACAAGGUAGCUCAUGGCAUCCUUUUUGACCUUCUCUCUGAUGAAGACUGUAGAGUUCGUAAAGCUGCCUCUGAAGCUAUUGUUAGAAUAAUCCCAAAUUUGUAUUACCCAGUUGAUCGAAAAAAUGUAAGCGAAGUUAUUGCUGUGGCUAGUGAUGACAGUGAGUCACAGUUGAGUCAUCUUUUGGUAGAUUCAGAACCUUUAACAUCUGCAUCAUUAGGUAAAAGCUACCAAAAAAUUCCACGGCUGGAUAAUCUUUUUACACCUUUUGAUAGAUGGAACAACAUUGGAGUGAAGUCUCAACACCACCAUAGUGUGGAAGCUUCAUUGUCAAGAGUUGUUGAUUCGCUCUCACAAUUGCUGCUAGAGUCAUCGUCCAAGCACCUUACUUUGGGAUGCUGUGAAACCCUUUCUUCCCUUGCUGAGAACUUCCCUCCCGCUUUGUAUGUCAAUGGCUGGAGUUGCUUAUUUUGUCCCAAUCCAACACAAGCAACCAAUUCCAAGAGGGAUGCAAAGCAUGUAGUUGGAGACGGUGUUUCUCUCGUCAAUUUUUCGCCUGCAAGUGGCCUUCUUCAUACAGUGCUGGGUCUUUUACUGACAAGCCCUACAACGUUAGAACUUAGUGCCCAACAAUGGCUAAAUUUGCUAUCAGGAAAUCUAUUUUGUGGUGUAGCAGUGGCAAAUAUGCACCCAAUUGAAAGUCCACCGCCUGGCCUGAAAUUGGAUCCUAAUCCUUAUCCUAAUCAAUUAUGGUCAAUGUUUAAAGAUAGACAGAUAUGCAUUGCUUCAGAAUCUCUUCUUCUCCAUGUUAUGCGUACAUUAAACAUAAUAUCACACAUUUUGGAAGAUUCUCAUCCAAUAACGUCAGGAAUAAAACCGGGCCUUCCUUCAUUAUCACCAAUUAAAAGGCAUGGUAGUAGUGCUGGAAGGACAACUCCAAAUGAAUUGCCAAUAGAAAAUAAGGCUGGUCGUGGUAUGUCACCAAUAAAAAAUAUCAUUCAUGGUGAAAAAGAAGACAAAAGUGAUGAGAAGAAGAGUGGCAAAAGUACUUUAUUUGGUUCUUUUGCAAACAAUCAGCAUUAUCUUAAGUAUUAUGAUCUUCUCCGUUCAUCAUAUACAAAUUAUAAGAUGUCUUUGGAACCUGAAAUUUGUGAUAAGUUUGUAGGAUUAGUAAGUUCAACUUUGAAAGUACUUUCACAACUUUUAGAAGUAAUGACCCUAGCAGAGGCAGGAAGGAUAGCAGAGGAGCUAUUGUUCUAUUUGAGAGGGACUAUGACCCUUUCUCCAACUGCAACUGUCAGUUGUGUAAGCCAACUUUUAAAAUGUGUUGUGGGUAUGAAUCUUGUGUCUUUCUGGGGUGAACGUUCUUUAGAGAAUGAACUUAAACAGCCGUCUUCCGUACCAACUAUAAGUGCCAAAGAAAAUGGGUUUUACUUCAACUGUUUUCAAAAACCAUACCAGCAACUUGUUCAGUUUUUAACUGCUGCUUCAGCAGCUAAACCCCUCAGUGUGGAGGUUGCAGGGGUCAUCGGUAGCUAUCGUCUGCGAGCUGAUGCUAAAACAGGAAAUAGGAUGGCUGACACAACUUAUCUUGCAUCUUAUAUUCGAUUGUUUGAACCAAUGGUCAUUGAAUCUUUACAACAAUACACUGUUACAAGUGACAUCCAGCUGCAAGUUAAAGUACUAGCACUAUUGACUCAAUUGGUUCAGUUAAGAGUUAAUUACUGCCUUCUAGAUUCAGAUAUGGUUUUCAUUUCAUUCAUCCAAAAGCAAUUUGAGUUCAUUGAGGAAGGGCAAAUUUUGAAUUCUGAGGAGUUAAUAAUGUGCAUAUUUCACUUCAUGGUUCUGCUUUCUUUUGAGAAGCACCAUUCAAAAUCCAUCACUACCAUCCCUAAAGUAAUACAAUUGUGUGAUGGACUCAUGGCGAGUGGACAGAAUCCACUUUCACACUGUAUACCUGCACUUCUGCCUGUUGUCGAACAUGGCUUUCUGUACAAGUCUUCUGGAAGUUCAGCCACUAUAGAUACUGAGGAACUGGAAACUCAGAGAGAAGUCAUGGUAGCCAUGCUACUAAGGCUAGUUGAAUAUCAUCAGGUUAUGAAACUUUUAAGUGUUGUUUUAGUGGAAUGUAGAUCUUGGCCGGAUGGAGAAGAGCGGUGGAGACGUUGGUCACGUCAAGUUUGUGAUGCUGUCUUGGGGCAUCUGACUAGUGGUCGUUUGCGAUUAGAUUCUUGUGAUGCACAGAAAUCUCUUCAUCAGCUGCUGCUGCAUAGCCUUGCUCCAAGUGUCUUUAGACCUGUCGACCCUUUGCUCAGAGUUCUCUUCUCUCCCCCACCUCAUGUGGAGAGUUCUCUUCAAUCAGUCAUCAGAUGGCUUGGAACUGUUAUAGCUGUCAUGUUAGUUCUUGUUGCUCAAGGAAAAGAGGAAACUACUUUGACAAGACUUGAAGAAAUGGAGAUUGUGUUGCCAGCCCUCUUCUUUCGUGGAGACACAGUUCACUUGGCAAGCCCUGAUCCUUUGAACGCUGCAGCCAUUGCAACAUCUCCACUUUCUACCAGCACACCUCAGCUCACUUUUGCCAGAUUGGUUUUGCGAGUGAUCGGACUUGUUGGUGAAAGGAUAGACAGCAUUGUAAUGGACCCUGCCUCAUCACCAGAAUUGCUUAAAGAAUGCCACUACCUGGAAGAACUUUUGGCACACUUUUUGUUAAUCUGUAUUCACAUGUUUCAAUCAGGAAGCCACUGCAAAAUUGCAAGUGCUGCUGUUGAGUUGGUUGCUGGUCACGCCACAGAGGACAGCCUUCUGUUGGAGGAUGCUAAUGCAGUAUUUCUUCAGCUAGCACCUGCAUGUCCACUUCUCAUGUUCUUGUGGUGUUAUCUACUUACAUUGCUUAAUUAUGGAAACCAUGCAUUUUGGGCCAGAGUCUUGCCUUUACCAAAAGAGAGCUCCAAGAAGGAUGAGGCAAGCCAGCGUCAUCAAAGUCUUAGCAUCAAUGUAGAACUUGUACGGACAGGUGCUACCAUUGUUUACUGUGACUUUAUGUGUGAGAAUUCCAGUGAGUCAGAGCAACUGCAUUGGUUGUUGAGCACACAGAUGUUGCACAUAAUUGAGCUUAGCUCUGAAGCUCCCGUUCAAGAACUUAUUGCUGUUUUACACCGCAGUCCAGAUCAAAGUAGCUCAAUGCUACAGGCUAUUCAAAAAAACAAUUUUCCUUUGAACAAGGCAACUACUGUUGUUCGACUUCUGAAGUGCUUGGAGGGUGUGCACCCCGCGUGCAGUGGCUCCUUGCUGCUUCUGCUUGCUGAGCACUUUGUGGGCCAUGCACAUCCUGCGUUGGCUCGCCGAGCAGCUCAACUCUGCACUCGUCAAGCAGAGUACUUGCUGACACUACCUCCCCCCCAAGUUGCAGAACAGUUGUCUCGAGAACAACUAAGAGAUGUCCUUCAUUUGUUGCACCAUUCUCAUUUGGAUCGGAAGCACAGUGGCUUGAUAAGCAUUCUGAAUAAAUUGGGAUCUCAAUGUCUAGCUUUGUCUCCUUUGGAAACAGAUCAAGUUCGCCCCUUAACUCCAACAUCAAUACAAAAUCUGAAAUUAGAUAAGCAAUGGUACCUCAGUCAAGUUAAAUUAAGGUGCAGCCAGACAUCUUCCACAGGUGUUGCAGUGGAAGAGUCGACUCAGCUUCUUGGUCAUCUGGAUGUUGAAGAUGCUGUCUCUGUAUUGAGUAGUCCAGACACUCACCUUUCAAUUUUACAGCUGUGUUUCCGCCAUGGCACCCAACAAACUCUGAUGGCCCAUGCCACUGCAGCACCUGGGAGAAAUGUUGAGGAUACUUUGUCACCACUGUAUCGAGCUGCAAGGAUGGUUCUUAUGCAACGAGUUCAUCAUUUUACUGAGCUAGUUCCCAAAGAUCAUCAGGUGUUUCUGCCAUUCGGACGUCCCAUGACGGAUGCUGAGUUAGUCUACUCACGAAACCUUUGCCAAGUUGUUACGAAUGAUAUGCAGCUAGAUUCAUUGUUCUGCAUAGCUGCAGCUGUUAACAGCUAUAUCCAUUCUCUUGAAAAGCUUUGUGGAGUUGUGCCAUCUGAAGCUGCAGAAGAUCUAGUGGCUUUUGCUCUCCUUUGCCUAGAGGCUGUGCAUAGUCUGCUCGCACAAGAUGAGGGUAGGGGAAAUACUAAUGCAGAGAAAUUAAAACCAGAAAGGAGGUCUAAAUCACUUUCAGUGGAUGCUCAUGAAGUACCUUCUUCAGGCAAGGUGAUGGCUUCUGAUAAAAAGCUUAAUACCCCACAGCCUUAUUGUUUUGAGCUAGGGCUGGAGUGUGCCAGCAGGGUGCUGUGUGAGCCUAGUCUUGGUGUCUUUCUGGAGCAACCCAAUCAUUUGACAUGGCUCGCAUCCGCGUGUUCUGCUGUAACUGCUGUUGUUCAUUUUGUUACCUUAGGGGAGCCCCCUCCAACAAUUCCCAUGAAUGGACUAUCUGAAGCACUCUCAAAACCAGAAUCCUUGACAAUAGCUCAUGCUUGUCACCAGAUGUCUACCCUCAUAGCAUGGCUUGAAAAUAAUAGCUUUAACAAAAUUUGUCAAAACAUUCCUAGUUUUCUCACUUCCCCAAUUCAAAAGCUAAUAGUGCGUCUGGCAAGAACUCCUCUUCUAAAUUCCUAUGUUUGGACACCUCCUGACGUCUGGAAACACGGCUGGGAUGUGAUCCCUGGUGGUCCGUAUCAAAUCCAGGUUCCUCCGUUACCCACAGAGUUUUUGCAAGACAUGGAAGUCCUCCGUCAAUUUAUAUUCAGGGUCACUUUGCUUGGAUGGAUAAGCCGUCAGCAGUUUGAAGAGACUUGGAUGUCCCUUCUGAGUGUUCUCAGUUCUGAGUCAAACAGUGAAGAUAUUCCCUCUGAGGAAAUGGCUAUUGAAACUGAAGCUAACAGUGUUGUAAUAGAGGCAAUAACAACUUUACUUCUGCAAACAUUAUUGUUACCUGUACCUGGAAAUCCCAAUAUUGGUCACUAUUUGCACUGCACAAGAGAUACCCCCAUAAAAUUUUCAAGUGGAAGUACAUUACAGAAACUUCAUUCAAUUCAGCAGCGUCUUGUUUGGAAAGAAGAAGGUCUUUAUGGCAAGAAAGUUCAUUCAGUAUUUGACAGACCUAAUUUAGAACACAUUCAUUCUUUGAAAAGAUUUUCCUAUGGCCAGGUAUCUGUUGAGUAUCUUCAAUAUGCUCUUGCGUGCUCUCAAGGGACCCCAGAAAAAGAUCUCUUUUCUGAGUCUGUUGUCUCAAAGUAUGAAGAGCGUUGCAAGGCUCUUCAGUCGAGUGGCAUGGAUGUCAACUCAUGUCUCUUCUUCCUCCUUGACCUAUGCACCCAAUGGACGCAACCACAGCUGGCUGGAAUUUCAGGAGUACAGACCCGUCCUCUUCAUGAAGCACUAUGUGCUGUUUUGUCUGUUUCUGAUCUAUUUACCGAGCAGUCACAAUGGCAAUGGCUACUGCAGACAAGUUUAGAUCUUGGGAGAAGUCAACCAGUCGAAGAUGAAAUUUUGUUGCAAUACAUAGUACUUUCCCAGUGCAAAGCCUGUGCUGUCCUCCAACCAGAUGCAUCAAUUUAUGAGCGUAUCCUUCGCUCUCUAGAUGGUGCUUUGCGAUCUAGUUUUGUUCCAACAGUUACUGCCGCUCUUCAUGGGUUAUCUUAUUUACUGCAAGGGGGUCUACGUGUGCAGUGUGGAAAAGAAACUUCUAAAAGUGACACGUCUUCUUUGCCUGAAAGUUUACAAGAUCCUUCAUCAACCUUGCCUGAAGUAAUCAGACAUGUGGUGACUUUAACAUCCGAAUACAUUUGCAAGAAAUUAGUUUCUAAUUCAGUUUCAAGUGUAAAUGAAGAACCCAACCUCAUUUUGUGGUCUCUUGCCUUCUAUCUUCUGGAUAAUUGGAGCAGGUGGAAAGUUGAUACUUUAGAACAAGCAACUCCUGUCAUUCUACAACAAGCUAUUAGUUUGGCGCAUCCUCUUAGUCGAACUUCUCCAGCUCUUCAGCGAGUUAUCUCACAGGGGCUGGAACGCUUGGUUGUGUCUCAAUCUGAGGCACUUUCGUCUCGUCUUCAAGAGCAGAUAACAAAGCUUGCUGUUGAGAACCUUGCUGACCCUAAUCCUGGAGUUCUGUUCCACUCAUUACAACUUUUGUUAUCCUGCAUGUAUAGGGGUCAUGAUAGUCAAAUUAUGAUACAAAGCAGUGAUUUAAGCAAAAGUGAUUCUAAUGUCAACAUUACUGAUCCAGAACAACUUGUUCAGGCAAUGGAAAAAACAUCAGCGCUCUUUGACAGAAUAAAGAAGGGGUAUCCACAGGAAGUUGAGCUAGUCUGCUCAGUCUUACCAAAAUUGCUGACUGACUUCUUCCCAGCAUCAGAAGUUCUGACAAAAGUGGUUGGAGAGUUUCUGUCUCAACAGCAGCCUCAUCCAAGACUUCUAGCAGGAGUAGUUUUUCAGGUGUUUGAAUGUGCAGUUGCCCAGUCUCAGCUUAGCCUGCUGCAAGAAUGGCUCGUCCUAUCGCUAUCAAAUUUCACUCAAACCUUACCUGUGCCAAUGGCCACCUGGUGCCUGACCUGCUUCUUCAUCAGUGCGUCUUGUAAUCCAUGGCUCCGAGCACUUUUCCCUCAUGUGCAGUCUCGCAUUGGUCGUUGUGAAUUUGAGGAUCGGAAGCUCCUGUGCCUCUCUGCCACAGAUUUCUAUCGUCAACUUACGUCUGAAAGUCAAACUCGUAAAUUUAUGUCAACAUUCCAAGCUGCUGUUCAAAAGCAGCCAAACUCUCCUUAUGCUGAGCUCCUUGCCAGCUUAAAUUAGUCUGCCACUAAUUGUUCUAGUGUUGGAUUAGGGAAUAACUAGUGAUGUGAAAAUACAAAUAUACAUACAUCCAUAUAUUUUGUAUCAUUUUGUAGAACAGUUAUAUUUGUUCUCUCUGUUAUUGUAACUGUGAUGACAAUCACCCUUUAUGUAGGUCUUUAUUUUAAAUCCCUUGUUUGUAAAUGGCAAGGUUUGAUGCCAAUAAUUGUUAUGCAGAGGAAAAUAUUUUAUGUAGAUACAGUGAUGUUAAAAAGCUUGUGAAUUUUAAUUUUGAGAUUUAAGCCAUAAUGAAAAGAAACUUGUUUGCUUUGAGCCUUACAAGUAGUAAUCUGAAAGUCUUAUGCUCUGAUCAGGAUUGACCAACAGACAAUCCUUCUUUUUCUUUCUCCAGAAAUCACAAAUGUUAAUCUGUAACGCUCUAAUUGCUGUGAUUCAAAAAAUAAUCUUAGUUUGUUAAAGUGUUGUUUCAUUAUGGUUGUGUUACUUUGUGUUACUCUGUAUUAUUGCGCGUGAUUCUAAUUUCUAAUCAUUACAGAAAAAGAAAUGAGGAGAGUUAAAAAUUUGUCUUCCCUGUGGAGCAUGCAUGUAGACACUAGUUUCAUCAAAAGGAACAUACUUCUUUUUUCAAAAGUGAUGACUUAAUAAUGCUACAACUUUCUGAUUUGCAGCAAUCUCAUUCAUACUUCAGUAGUCUUUGGUUGUCUACAAAUGUAUUUUGUAAGAUUAUCCUGUGUUGUUUCUGCAUAUUAGUUCUGGUAUAUUAAAAAAAAAAGUUUUCAUACAGUGAAGAAAAUCAUGCAUGCUUAGGAACAAGUCUGUUCCACAAAUUAUGUCUUGUUUACUGUUUGUUACUCUAUAUUUAAUUACCUCUUGGAGGUGCCUGUUCUGUGAUUAUCAUUAUAAAAUAGUUCAUAUCAGUCAAUAGGUAUUUAAAGUAAGUCACAGACUUGAAUGUACUUUUGUGAAAAAUCAUUCCAGCUCUGCCGGUACAUUUCUGAAAGCUGUUGUCUAAAUUUUCUCAGUCUAAAUUUUCUUCAUCUCCAACCCACCAGUAGAAGUCUCAUAAUGCUACAUGGCAGGGUAUUGAUGAGUCAAUCAUAGAAUAAAGAAACUAAAGAAAACAAAAGAGAUAUUAUCUAGAGCAAGAGAUUAAUAACAAUAAGAUAUUUUAUAGUUAUGAGGUGUGUAAAAUGAAUUCCAAAAAUAAAUUUUAUUUAUUAAA